Molecule: messenger RNA, 282 nt
Organism: Babjeviella inositovora NRRL Y-12698
Lineage: Eukaryota; Fungi; Ascomycota; Pichiomycetes; Serinales
Exons: 1
Coding region: 1-282 (93 amino acids)
Source: RefSeq, a predicted model, not a curated record
AUGUAUGUUGAUGAUACUAUUUUUGAUAUAAUAGAGUAUGAAAAUGAAAUUGAUAUUAGAAAAUAUAUUUUAAAAAAUCCUAUAGGUUUUUACAUGAUAUGGACUAAAAAAAGAAUUAUGAGAAUGCAAUUGUCUGAACUUAAUUUUGAUAAGCAUACUAUAAUGGAAAACAAAGACAGUGACUAUUACUUGUUAUCAUUAACAACUAAAGCUGGUGAUAUAUUAGAAAGAAUAAUGCAUCAUAUGAAUAUUAAUCAUAAUCACAACAAAUGUCUGAUAUAA